Messenger RNA from Lytechinus variegatus (green sea urchin), 3039 nucleotides. Its product is annotated as ribosomal oxygenase 1-like. The transcript has 14 exons. Gene Ontology annotation, cellular component: nucleolus. Gene Ontology annotation, molecular function: histone H3K36 demethylase activity; histone H3K4 demethylase activity. The record is from RefSeq and is a predicted model, not a curated record. Lineage: Eukaryota; Metazoa; Echinodermata; Echinoidea; Temnopleuroida; Toxopneustidae. Bases 42 to 1952 code for a protein of 636 amino acids.
UGCUAACUGCUAUGCUUACUCACUGCUAAAAUAAAGCCAAUAUGGACGAUGGGAAGAGGAUUUCAGCUUAUGCCGCAUUCAAGGCCAAGCAGAAUGCAACACCAAAGACUGAGCAUCAUGGGAAGGUUGAGAAGCCAGAGACAUCUACUCCAUUUGUUGGUCUCAUCAAGCAGGGACGAGGUAAGCUGAAGAAGAUCAGAGAGUCUGCUCGAUCUAAGAAGACCAAGAAAGCUGUCAAGAGAUCAGAGGGCAUGGCAAGGAGGUUGCAGACAGAAGAUAUGGAUAUCGAUGACAAACCAGGUUCUUCUAAGUCAUCAAGUCGAACACAGCCUACAAAAACGGAAGCAGAUCCCAAGCCCAGAGAAAGUAGUCGGAAAAAACGUAAAUCACCAUAUACUACAACCCCAGAAAUGGGGAGGAGAAAGAAUAUCACACCACCCUUGCAGCCAACAGAACCAACCGCAAAACGUCUCAAGUUUAAUGACAAUGGGAAAGAUAGCACCAUAGCUGGGUCAUCAUCCAGUGUACCCGACAACCCAUUGAAGAGAGAUAGUCUACAGCAUGGUAAAGAUGUCUUUGCAUGGCUCAUAUCACCAUUCAAGGUUGAGGAUUAUUUCAAAAACAUAUUUGAAAGGAAACCUCUGUUCUUGAAGCGACAUAAUAAGAACUAUUUCACAGAUAUUUUCAGCUCAGAAGAACUCAGUGAUAUUCUAAAAGAGAAUGAUUUGCAGUUUACUCGUAAUAUUGAUGUGACCACAUACACUAAUGGAAAGCGAGAGACGCAUAACCCAACUGGCAGAGCACAACCUCAAGUAGUGUGGGACUACUAUAGAAAUGGUUGUUCAGUAAGAAUCCUCAAUCCUCAAACAUAUUCCACCAGAGUGUGUCAACUAUUAGCAGCUCUACAGGAGUUCUUUGGAUGUUUUGUGGGUGCUAAUAUUUACCUAACUCCUCCAGGUUCCCAGGGAUUUGCACCACACUAUGAUGACAUUGAGGCAUUUGUUCUUCAACUAGAAGGCAAGAAACAUUGGAAGUUAUAUAACCAGAGAUCACCAUCUGAAGUGCUCCCAAGGUUCUCAAGUUCAAACUUCACUGAUGCAGAUAUUGGAGAGCCAAUCUUAAACACAACUCUUGAAGCAGGUGAUCUUCUUUACUUCCCUAGAGGUGUCAUCCAUCAGGCAAGCACUCCAUCUGAGACCCACUCCCUUCACAUAACAAUAUCAGCAUGUCAGAAGAAUACAUGGGGUGAUCUAAUGGAACAUGUUCUUACAAGAGCACUUCAUGUUGUAAGAGAGGAGAAUAUUGAGUUCAGGAAAUCUUUACCUACAGAUUACCUCAAUUAUAUGGGUGUGGCUCAUCAAGAUCUGGAUGAUGACAGGAGACAACCAUUCAUGAAGAAGAUUGGUGACCUAUUUUCAAAGCUCCUAAAAUCUUCUCCAGUAGAUGCUGCUGUUGAUCAGAUGUCUUUAGAAUUCUUCCACACCAGUCUUCCACCUGUUCUUGAAGAAGCUGAGGAAUCCUGCUGUGUCUUUGGUGAAAACGCAUCCUGCAAGAAUGGUCAAGUAUCGGGUUUAGUUGAGCUAAGUGAAGAUACCCAGAUAAGGCUACUGAGAAGGAACAUCCUUAGACUAGUCCCUGAAGAUGACAAAGUCCUAGUCUACCAUUCAGUAGAGAACUCCAGGGUUUAUAAAGAAAAGGAGCUUCAGUUCAUUGAAAUACCUCCAGAAUUUGCACCUGCAGUAGAACAUCUUAUUCACAGUUAUCCUGACUAUAUCCCUGUGAGCACUCUGGGUGACCAGCUCGAAGACACUAAUGGAGAGAAUGCUGAUCCUGUGGACCUUGCACAGACUCUGUAUGAAAAUGGCUUAUUGAUGACCAGAUCCAAGUUGGAACCGUCCAUGUCAUUACCUUCAGAUAGACACAAAGAUGUAACUAUUUGUCAAACAAGGUAGUUAGAGAUAUAAUGAUUAAUUAAUUGAUAAACACAAAGUAUUUCUUUUUUGUAUUAUAUGUCCAUGGCUCUCUUGGAUGUGGUACUGCAAAUUAUAAGCUGUAGAUUUACAAUACAACAGAGUUUAGAUUUAGUGAAUAUCCACUUGCAUUUUUUCCCUUCUUGCCAGAGUUAAGCAAGUUUUCUUGUUGCAUACUUUCUUCGGUAGAGUUUUGUGGAGUCUGCAUUCAUAAUUCUAGUCAUCAUUUUAUACUUGGAUCCGGUUUUACAUAUAUAGAAAGAAUAAUAUGAAGUGACUGAUGAAGUGAACUAAGAAAACAGGAUCUUUGAUGUCCUUGUACUUUGUGAUUUUGGGCCGACCCUCAUUUUACACUUUUGAACCAGGAAGUUUGGAAAGCUAUGCAAUUCAGAUCAUUUCAAGGAACUGAUGUUCUAUUCAAAAUCAAGCAUAAGUUUGAAAAAAAAGUCAAUCAUAAUGGGGGAUGCUAGAAAUAAAAGUUGAAAUUGAUAUCAGUUACAAAUUUACAUUGAAUCAUAUGACAAGUGCUUGACUUUGGAACCUGAUUUGACAUUGACUAUUUUUUUUGCUAUUCCCACAAGAAUGUAUUCAAGCAAUUUUCACAGAAGAAUCAUCGUUUACAAACUUGGUAAGAUGUAUAUGUAUUUAUGUGAAUUGUCAAUUGAAAUUUGAAAUGUGUUUCUCUGCCAGAAUCAUGAUUCCCAGAAUUGUUUCAAGGCAACAGAGUUGUGAUGUCACAGUUUUAUUUGAACACACUCUUCUAAUUUGAGCCAUGUUUGAUCAUUAUUCACAAAUUCAAAGAGUGUUAGAAUUCAACCAGGAUAUAACCAAAUAUACUGUGGAAAUGCUGUUUUGGAGAAAAAGCUUUCCAAAGCACGAAAUGUAUCAUGAAUGUGUUUUUGUUUCCAAGUUCAUUAUUUGUAUGAACACGGAUAGAUAUGAUAAAGGAAGUCAAGAAAUGCCAACAACUGUACUUUUGUUUUUAUUUACAGGAAGAGAAGGAAGUGUUGAUUAUACAAAUUGUAAUUGAUUGUGGAAUUAUACAACUAAUAAAUUAAAUUUUACAGUA